Messenger RNA from Melospiza melodia melodia, 885 nucleotides. RefSeq names its product NK1 homeobox 2 (gene NKX1-2). Gene Ontology annotation, cellular component: nucleus. Gene Ontology annotation, molecular function: RNA polymerase II cis-regulatory region sequence-specific DNA binding; DNA-binding transcription factor activity, RNA polymerase II-specific. The transcript is spliced from 2 exons. The record is from RefSeq and is a predicted model, not a curated record. Gene Ontology annotation, biological process: cell differentiation; regulation of transcription by RNA polymerase II. NCBI's taxonomy places the organism in Eukaryota, Metazoa, Chordata, Aves, Passeriformes, Passerellidae. The coding region runs from base 1 to 885 and encodes 294 amino acids.
AUGGUAGGAACGCGCUCGCGUUUCUCCGGCCGGCGCUGGCGGGGCGCGCAGGUGGAGGCGCCGGCACACGGGGACCCUCGGCCCGGCGGGACGCGCUCCCCACGCAGGGUCCCGCAGGAGCGAGGGAAGGGGGGCUGGAACUGCAUUUUAAGUCUCGAUGAUGCAAAGGGAGAAGUUCUGGAUAUCCGCGCGCCCUGCCCGGCUCCCGGCGUGCGGAGCAUCCUCUGCGGCCGGAGCAGGAGGGCGCACAUCGGGGCGCGCCGCCGCCACGCCCCGGCUCCGGACGGGCCACGGCUCUUACCGAGGCACCGCACGGAUGCGCACGCCCCGGCGGAGAGCGGCGCCGAGGACGCGGGGCAGGAGCGCGACGAGGAGGAGCCGAGCGGGGACGGGAGCGGCACCGCGAGCCCGCCCGGGCCGGAGGAGCCGGGAUCGCCGCGGAGCGCCCGGCGGCGGCGGGCAGAGCCAGGCUGCGGAAAACCGCGGCGGGCGCGCACCGCCUUCACCUACGAGCAGCUGGUGGCCCUGGAGAACAAGUUCCGAGCCACGCGGUACCUGUCGGUGUGCGAGCGCCUCAGCCUGGCGCUGUCCCUCAGCCUCACCGAGACGCAGGUGAAGAUCUGGUUCCAGAACCGCCGCACCAAGUGGAAGAAGCAGCACCCGGGCGCCGACGGGGCGGCCCCCGCAGCAUCCCCCGCGGCGGCGGCGAGCGGUGGCAGCCCCAGCCCGCCGGGCCCCGCCGCUCUGCCCUUCCAGACUUUCCCUUCCUACGCCGCCGCCAACGUGCUGGUGCCGCCGGCCGCCCCCUUCCCGCUGGGCGCCGGCCCCUUCGCCCCCUUCCUGGGCCCCGCGUACCUCGGCCCCUUCUACGCCCCGCACCUCUGA